AUGGCUCCAAUUGUACCAGGCCCAAGUAGCGGAAAAGAACCAGCUGCAAAAAAAACCAGACAAGAUACCGUUGCAGCGACAAAGAAGGUUUUGGAAGGAGUACGAGCCGAUCCGGUCAAGCGAGAAAACGACCUCGAGGACACACUAGAUCUCGUAGUAGCCCCGAAAAAGCCAAUCACUACCGUUAGCUAUAGCUUUGAUUCUCUACCUUUUAGAGACUCCGCGGUGUUCACAACGGACCCCGAGUCAGAAGAUGAUGAUUUGGUACUAGACGAUGGUUUCUGGAAGCUAGGCCCAAAAAGCCCCGAGGCAGCUUCGAAGACACCAUUCUCGAAUAUAAUUACCCCCCCUAGCGCCCUCGAGUUUCAACUUGAAAACCUUAGUGUUCUUAAAAGGAAUCAACAAGUCCUAUGCAAAAAUAUGCAGACUCUCCUCGCGAUGGGGAAGUGCAUACCGCCAAAAUAUGAUGAAGAAACGAGCUUAAGGCCGCUUAGGCCGGAAGAUGAACAGUGGCGUGUAGCUUAUGAAGCUGCUUUGGGUAAAACGGUUGACGCAGUUAUGGCGACUCAACGAGCGGUUGAUUUCGAUGAGGAAAUAAUAGAGAUUAUGCGAUCUGGGAAUACGGGCGAUUAA
Messenger RNA from Orbilia oligospora ATCC 24927, 633 nucleotides. RefSeq lists its product as uncharacterized. The transcript has a single exon. Lineage: Eukaryota; Fungi; Ascomycota; Orbiliomycetes; Orbiliales; Orbiliaceae. The coding region runs from base 1 to 633 and encodes 210 amino acids. The record is from RefSeq and is a predicted model, not a curated record.